AUGGGUUUCGAAGAUGGCAAUCUAGCGGUUCGGGAGCUCAGCUCCCAGCGCUACAAGGACCGCGAUGAGAAGGAUAUGGCUAGAGUUGGCAAGAGGCAGCGCUUCGAGCUUCCUGUCCAUGUUGGGGUUUACCACAACGAUGAUGUGUACUUGGGAGGCGGUACUCUUGUAAGCUCGAUUGAUUAUGACCUUGAAAGUUUGCUUAAAGCUUAUCAAAUGGACAGCUGUAAUGCAAUCGCAAUGGCUGAUGGUGGCUCUGCUACUCUCGUCUACGGUUAUAUUUUCUGCUGGAUAGGUGCUUUGGUGACCGCGGCCUCACUAGCCGAGAUGGCCUCCAUGGUUCCUGCUUCAUCCGGUCAAUAUCACUGGGUAUCAAUGCUAGCUCCCAAGGGUCAGGCUGUGUUCCUGAGUUGGGUGACCGGCUGGCUAGACUUGAUCGGAUGGUGGGCUAACACCGCCGUGGGAGUUUAUUUCGGUGCCACCGUUACCCAGGGUCUUCUUGUUCUGAACUAUCCCGAUUACGGCUACGAGAGGUGGCAUGGAACCCUGCUGUGUUUUGCAUGGCUAGUUGUCUGUGUACUUGUCAAUUCUGUAGGGGCAAAGCUUCUUCCCAAGAUAGAAGGGCUUAUUUUUAUCCUUCACGUCAUGGGCUUCUUCGCAGUUCUGAUCCCUCUUACCUAUUUGGCACCUCACAAAGAUGCGUCUUAUGUCUUUGCUACAUUCACGAAUGAUUCUGGAUGGUCAAGCGCCGGGUUAACUUGGUUCAUUGGACUGAUGGGAACCAAUCUCCCAUUUAUUGGUUAUGAUGGUCCCUGUCACAUGGCUGAGGAAGUUGUCAAUGCCUCUAUCGCUGUGCCCUGGUGUAUGAUCGCUACCAUCAUAAUAAAUGGUACCCUUGGGUUCGCCAUCGUUGUCGCUUUCCUUUUCUGCAUCGGCGAUGUGGACGCUGCCCUUAGCUCCGCUACUGGGUACAGUUACAUCGAAGUCUUUUACGCCGCCACUAACUCUCACGCCGGAGCCUCGGUGAUGGCUGCCAUCCCAGCGGCGCUCGUUAUCUGCGCAUCCUUUGGAUUCUUGGCUUCUUCCUCUCGUCUCACCUGGGCAUUUGCGCGAGACAAGGGUGUUCCGUUCUCAGACUUUUUCGCUCACGUCUCUCACCUGAAAAUAACCGGUACCGCCCUCCCAAUCCGCGCCGUCGUUCUCUGUGCCGUCAUCACAGGCAUUAUUUGUAUCAUCAACAUUCCAUCCAGUGCUGCGUUCAACGCUAUGAUUUCGUUGACUACAGCCGGUCUUUUUGCCUCGUACGAAAUUGCCAUCGUUCUUAUGUUCUUGAAGAAAAUCAAGGGGGAGCCGGUCAACUACGGCCCCUGGAGACUUGGGCGAUGGGGUAUCCCUAUCAAUGUGGCAGCCAUUUCCUUCCUUACAAUCGCCAUCUUCUUCUCUUUCUUUCCCCAGGGACUGCCUGUUACUCCAGUCAACAUGAACUGGUCGGCCGUCGUGUUUUCUGGAGAGUUCUUCCUUGGACUCGGUUGGUAUCUAAUCUAUGGGAGAAAGGUGUACAAUGGGCCUAUCAUUGAGGUUGGAGCUGGUGCGGUAAGCGCCGAGGAACAGUUUACUACAUCUUCUCAAGAGUAA
Molecule: messenger RNA, 1635 nt
Organism: Talaromyces amestolkiae
Lineage: Eukaryota; Fungi; Ascomycota; Eurotiomycetes; Eurotiales; Trichocomaceae
Exons: 6
Coding region: 1-1635 (544 amino acids)
Biological process (GO): transmembrane transport
Cellular component (GO): membrane
Molecular function (GO): transmembrane transporter activity
Source: RefSeq, a predicted model, not a curated record